GUACCUGAAGCCAGGGCAAACCCAAAUGUCGGUCUGAACAGCAAGGGAUGGCAGCAGUGGCUUUGAAAGGCUGUCAGGGUAAGGCAUGGCUGGGCGUGAGCACCGGAGCAAGGUGUUUGAAAAGACUGAUCAGCUUUGAUAUUGAAAGCUCUGUUAUGAACAGCCAGGAACAAGGGCUUUCAAUCGGCUCAAAAUAUACCCCAGGGUAUGCAGGUGGGGGGAUGACACACUGGGGUUUAUUUACAGAAGUGUGUAACUGGACAAAUAUACAUAAAUAACAAAACAUAAGCCAAAAUCAUACAUAUUGGGUUUUUUUCACCCACUGAGCUAUGCUGGCAGCAGACCCCCAUGUUUAUACGCUGCCUGUCAUUUUAAUCCUGUAUUGAUCUGUCCCACACAUUCCUCCUCCCUAUCUACUAUUAGAAAUUACACCAAAGCGGCAAAUCAUGAAGCUGAUGUUUCCAAGGGUGUUAUUUGUGUCACAGCAGCUGGAGCGCAUUAGUCGCCGAAGCUCCACACUGGAGGUUCUGGAUAUCCCCUCUGGCUGGGGUUUGAGAGAGAAGCUGGAGGGAUGGGACAGCAGAAACCAUCUCGCUGAGAUGCUGCACCAGCAUUCGGCCAGCGGUGCCGGGUGAAGGAGCUCCCGUCCAUCUCGUCCGGGGCCCCGCAUGGUCCCAGGCGGCAGCUCAGCAGUUUGCUUCCUUAACAAGCCGUCCCCGGGGAACGCCGGCUCCGUCUUCACAUCCCAGGAGGAGCUGGCAGUUGGUUUCUUGUUAAGACAAGAUCCUUCUUAACAUGUUCCUGGGUGGAGCUGAGCCUGCUGCAGGGCAGAGCCAUAACGUAGGGAGCUGAAGUCUACGCCGUGCUCUGGGGGGAGCAGAAACGGGGCUGCAAGGAGACCCGCACGGCGGAUGCUCGAGCAAGCGCCAUAUAUACAAACCUCUACAAACGGAGCAGCAAAUCAGCGGUGUUGCAAGACAGCGAGACCUUCCCCGCGAAGCACCUGCCAGUGGAGUGGAGAUGGCAAGAAAUACGUGUUGCAAACUUUCUGCUGAGUUACGGAGAAUCAGCCGGGGAUUGCAGCAGGCAAGAAUUUGUGACAACCAUCUGAGCUCUGGCAGAAGAAGAGCCACUCCAGUGAUGUGCGCCGUGCUCAGCCCUCGCCUUGGGGAUUUCAUCCUUUCCUCCAGGGCACACAUCAUGUAUGAAGAGGUAUGAGACCAAUAGCGGGUUGGCUACAGAGAGCAGAAAGGACUUUAGUUUAUGGGAUGGGGUAACACCGCAGUGACUGGGCAUCCCUCCACUGAGCAUCUACUAGAAGAGACUGCUGAUACGACCUAUUUCUUUUCAAACAGGGGCUUUUGCAGCUCAACCCCGACCCAACCCAGUCCAUAAGACCCAGCUCAUGGUUAUCUCUACAGAAGCAGCCAAGGAGGUCUGGAGCACUUGCUAUACAGCAGUCUUGUGAAGACAACAAUCUGAAGACAAUGCAUCUGUGACCCCUGAUACCAGCUUGUGAGUUGGGGCGAUGGAAGUUAUAGAGGGUCGCCAGCAUACUGGUCCUGUGAUAGCUCCAAAUGGAUAUGCAAGCAGGAUUUUCCACGCAAACAUGGAGGAAGGUAGUACUGACACACUGGAGGUCUGUGGUGCUGAGCGCUGCACCUCCAGUGAUGCGAUCUCGAAUGAACGGGAGGAAGCACCCAGGUAUAAGAAGGUGACCAAGGGCAACCGGAUCUGGAAUUUUGUUAGACGAAGGAAAGGACUCUCUACGAAUAAAGGAAGACCCCAGUCCAUGAUCCUACUGGGAGUUACCUCUGAGGUCUCAGAAUUAAAAAAAACAUCCUUCUUGGACAGGGUAAGGCCAUUAAAAAAGGGAAGAACCUCCAGGAUGCCUAAGAAUGUGGAUUUGAGAGCAUCCAGAGUUCAGGUUGCUUGUGACCCUGAGGAGGACCAUCAAGCCAGUGGGCAAAGAGCUGUCUACAGGGUUAAGAAAUUGGGUGACAGUCGGAGGCCCUCCCGCCACUCAUAUGCGGGGUACAUUGACGAUUUGGAUUCUUCUUUUGAAGACAUAGAACUGAAUAUCAGCAUUCCUGAAACUGAUGCCAAUGAAAGUAAAUGUCUCAGGGAUAUUAGUGUCAGAUUACACAGUGAAGGUAAUGAUAGUAACUGCCAUAGAAUACCAGCUAGAAAGAGCGAGUCUUUGAAUUUUGAAAACUUCAGGAGUCCUGCAAUUACAGAAGGGGACAAUCAAAAGAGGUGUACUGUGCUCCCACAGGAGAGCAGAAGAGGAAGAAGCUCUGAUGUCUGGAGCUAUCUGAAAGGAAUUUCAUUAACUAGCAAAGAUAAUUCAAAGCUUCCAGAUCAAAGGGCUGAAACCAAUUUCCAGAACUUAGAAAAUAUAACUGAUCAUUCUACUCCUUAUUUCGACUUUGAUAUGAGAUGUGAGGAGAAUCUCAGCCAGCGGAAAAAAUCAAACAGUGCAACCAAAGCCACUCACUUUGGGGGUGUUGUGAGGUUCUUCACCAGUGUGGCCGAGGCAGCUCGGAGGCUGCGAGGCUCCUCAAGGGCAUUUUCACCUGAUGAGAAAAGGCCUCAGCGGAGUUUCCGAAGCUGGAGGCAGGAUGUUACCUCCCACAAGGAGGACUUGGUUAUCGAGAACGAGAGUGCAAGGGCCUUCUGCACGGUGGGAGCAUGUCUGCAGUCCCCAGAUUCAGGCACAUGGGACAAUCUGAGCUUUGAGAGUUUGGUAGGGAAGGAGCCCAUGCAGCACUGCAAAACCACAGGAGUGUCACAAGACAUUGGUUCCUCUGCCCUGGGCAGUGAGAAUGAUAGAUUUAAUGAAACAUCACUUUCUCCCUUUGGGCCAGAACCAUCCAUCUCCCACCUGCCAGAGCUUGCAGAUGACUGUUUCACUGAGCUAAAUACUAAAGACCCCUCCGAGGAUCUGAUUGACAUUUCACAGACAACUCCGACUAAACAGAUUCAGGAUUCGGGCAGUAUUCCAGAGAAGACACAGGUUGUGGGUGGGGACCUGCCAUGUUCUCAAGGUCUUCGUGUGAAUAAUCUGGAUACUGCAGACCUGGGCCAUUCUUCAGCUGCAGAUGGUGACUUUUCUGCAGUAACCGAGGCUCUGAUCCACCUUCCACAGACAUUGCUGACUAAACUUGACACCGAGGACAUGGCGUGUGCUCCAGUGGUUGCUAAAGACAUGGAUUCAUCUUCAGCAGUGGCUCAGGAGCUUUCAAAGACAGAACUGGAUAUGCAGGACUUGAGAAAUCCUGAGCUGCCUUGGCAAGACUUGUCUAGAGGUGAGCUGGGGAUUCGAGACUCUGGGAGAACACUGGAGAAGACACAGGUUGUGGGCAGGGACCUGCCGUGUUCUCAAGGUCUUCCUGUGAAUAAUCUGGAUACUGUGGACUUGGGCUGUUCUCCAGCUGCAGAUGGUGACUCUUCUGCAGUGACCGAGGCUUUGAUCCAACUUCCACAGACAUCGCUGACUAAACUUGAUACUGAGGACAUGGCGUGUGCUCCAGUGGUUGCUAAAGACAUGGAUCCAUCUCCAGCAGUGGCUCAGGAGCUUUCAAAGACAGAACUGGAUAUGCAGGACUUGAGAAAUCCUGAGCUGCCUUGGCAAGACUUGUCUAGAGGUGAGCUGGGGAUUCGAGACUCUGGGAGAACACUGGAGAAGACACAGGCCAUGGGCAGGGACCUGCCGUGUUCUCAAGGUCUUCCUGUGAAUAAUCUGGAUACUGUGGACUUGGGCUGUUCUCCAGCUGCAGAUGGUGACUCUUCUGCAGUGACUGAGGCUCUGAUCCACUGUACACAGAUGACCCUGACUAAAGAGAUUCAAGACACUGAUAGUACUCUGGAGAAGACACAGGUCAUGGGCAGGGACCUGCCACGUUCUCAAGACCUUCCUGUGAAUAAUCUGGAUGCUGCAGACCUGGGCUGCUCUCCAGUUGCUGAUGUUGACUUUUCUGUAGUGACUUUUUUAAAAUGUGCCACAGUUAAAGGACAGGUUUUAGAGCAGACUGAUUGCCGCAUUAAAAAGCGUGGAACCACUUCAUUUGUAGAGCAAAACUCUGUGGAGAUAACAGACAGCGGGGAACAAUUUAACUGUAACGACGAGUGCCAUCCGUUCCAAGUGCACAUCUCUAGAAUUGUCUCCUCUGGACGGCUCAAAAACGGAAAGCCGAUGUCUCAUCCUUCUCAACCAUCCCCACAAGCACCACCCUUCAAGGUCCUUGUGGAGAGAUGUCGCUCCGAACCCCUCUCCCAGAGCACCCCGAUGGGGCUGGACCAGGUGGGAGGACGCAUGCAGCACUUGCUCAGGAGACGUGCUGAGAACGAACAGUCUUCAAAGACUCUGAAGGUGCGCGGGAACUGCAGGAACGGUGGACGUCGAUGGAACCUCUUCAAGCCUGGAGCUGAGAAGCUGCAAAUCAGUAGGGAGAAAUCCAGGGAAGCCAAAGCCAACAGUGUCGCAGAAGGGGCAUCAGGAGGGCUGCAAGAAGCUGCAGGUGAUUUCUUUCCAUCCUCAUCCUCUUGCACGAAGCAGAGCUGUGGCUUCUGCUCCCAUCUGCCACAGCGUUGUGUCAUGACUCUCAGUAAGUCAUGGGACUGUGCCUAGGCUCUGCUUUCCCAAUAUAGACACGGUGGAUAAUUUCCUAUUUCCCUCAGAGUAAGCUCAGGCUGAUAGAGCAGCAGUAAGAAGUAACAAGUCCUGAGGAGUGUACUGCAUCAGGACUUUCAAAUACAUAAGCCUUUGUAUUUCUCCUGGUGCACCAGGGCAGGGCCUGAUUUGACCAUGCCCAUAAGCAGAGCUGAUUAUAAUCGGUUCAGUGGAGAGGGGAGAGUCCUCGUGCAGGAGAGCUGCUCAUUAAACCCACGCUUUUUGCAAGGUCAGUCAAUAAAGCACAAAGCAGAACAAGAAACUUUUUCUUCUUUUCUGCUUUUUCCUCUGUGUAGUUUCUGACAUUGCCGUUUAGUAUGUGCAUCAUGGAUCAUGCUGUUUCCAUUCUGCCUGGCAUCUCACUCCUGCACUGCUAAUUGCUGGACCUCCGCAGGCUUAGGCAGAUGAAAAUACUCUAUUAGAUUUGCUUUUUAACUGCAUAGGAAAUGUAAUGCGUUGGAUUUCAAAGGACCUUCCUGUGUUGUGGCAAAGCUGAAAUACACCCUUGGAUUUUCAUGGUGAAGAGCUUUCUCUUCUUUAUGUCUGUGCAGCUGUAUUUCUCAGGGACCACACUGGGGACAUUGACCCUGGAUUUACUAAGGUAGUUUCUAGCAGGUGAUAAUUUUUUUCUCACUUACCACUUUGUCCAGGAAUGUGUUGAUGUGAAGAUCUCUGCAAUUUAAUGUCAGAAAUGAAGGCAGAAUCACCAGAGUUCCUGUAAGAGUGCCUGGAGGGAGCAGUGGAAGGAAAGGACUUGUCUUGGAUUUUUCUGCAGUUUGGGCUUUGGUUUUUUUACCUUGUUUCCAGGCUCAACUGUAAGCCCUGAGAAGUAAAAUUAAGUAGUAAAUGUCUAUGGAAAUGUCUAUGUAAAUGUCUGUUACCUCUAUGUAAAUGUCUAUUACCUUGUCCCGGGCUCAACUGCAAGCCCUCUCAAGCCAGAGAAGUAAAAUUAAGAAGUAAAUGUCUAUGUAUUCUUUUAGGCCAGUUUUUUUUUUUUUAGAGAAAAGAGAGCUUAUGUAAGGUUGAAAUGAACAUCUGAAUUUGAGGGGUCCUUUUAAAGUGAACUUUCUUGGUCCCUGAAGUCUUUCUCUGUGACCAGGGUAAUUGGUGUUACCACAUCUGAUUUCUGCUGGAUUUGAGGGUUUUUUCUUUUCUUUUUCAAAAGUGGAAGUCUGAGACUGCUUCUAGAGUACAGGCUGGGGUGUGGAGCAGAUGCAAGGAGAAGAGAAAGCACUUGCAACAUGAUUGCCAGGGGCAUGAGAUUUUAGUCUGUCUUAAUGCUUUAAGUUCAAAUGAACUUAAAAAUAGUAGUUUUGUUGUUCUCACUGCAAUUCCAGACAAGCACAAUGGAAUCAGCCACCCAGACAGGCUCGCACUCCAUGCCAUUUCAGCAUGAUUUGUAUAGUGUUACAAAAGCUAUGAAAACUGAUUAGAUCAGUACAUCACUCCUUGUUGUAGCGCAGCCAGUGCUGGGGUAGAGCCUUGCAGUUGCGUAUGUAUGGCACAGCACAGCAGCUGAGGGCAGGAUGUUAGCAGGGAUGCACUAAGCCGUGCUAGGAUGCAGAUGACACCUGGUCAGGGUGCUCUGGAAGAAGCAUCUGGGCAUCUUGUAAGGCAACAGUGACAAAGCUUUGGCUUUAUUUCCCCCCCUCACAGCAUCAUGCAAGUGCUUUCAUUCUUCGACAGAGGAAAGAGCACCAUCUGCUGAGAUGCUAGCUCUGUUUGUGGAAGGAACUAGGAUUAACUGAGGACUCCAGAUGUGGUCCAAGACCAGCCUUGGUUAGUAUCUGACAUGCCACUGCUGCCCUUUGCUCAAGGGGUUAACCUGUUCAUCUGGAGCAUGGUUAGUUCUCAAGAGGGUGGUUAACUAGGGCUGGUGCACGAGUAUAUCGCAACAUCCCUGGCCUGCCUUUGAUUGUUGUCUGGCUGUUAGUAUUAAAUGAAAUGGUUAUAAAUAAAUCAAUCUUGACACAGGGGACAUAAUUCUGUCGUGUAUCACUUCUUGUUUUCUGAAAUAAAAUUAGAACUGGUGAAGAAUGGGAAAGAGUUCACUUACUACAGC
Messenger RNA from Aquila chrysaetos chrysaetos, 6734 nucleotides. It is a transcript of the gene ARHGEF9, whose product is annotated as Cdc42 guanine nucleotide exchange factor 9. The record is from RefSeq and is a predicted model, not a curated record. Gene Ontology annotation, molecular function: guanyl-nucleotide exchange factor activity; protein binding. NCBI's taxonomy places the organism in Eukaryota, Metazoa, Chordata, Aves, Accipitriformes, Accipitridae. The coding region runs from base 1529 to 4630 and encodes 1033 amino acids. The transcript is spliced from 8 exons.